Molecule: messenger RNA, 2869 nt
Organism: Suncus etruscus (white-toothed pygmy shrew)
Lineage: Eukaryota; Metazoa; Chordata; Mammalia; Eulipotyphla; Soricidae
Gene: SEPTIN8
Product: septin 8
Exons: 10
Coding region: 217-1668 (483 amino acids)
Biological process (GO): cytoskeleton-dependent cytokinesis
Cellular component (GO): microtubule cytoskeleton; septin ring; cell division site
Molecular function (GO): GTP binding; GTPase activity; molecular adaptor activity
Source: RefSeq, a predicted model, not a curated record
GCCGGGCCAGGCAGGCAGGCAGGCAGGCAGGCAGGGAGGGAGGCCGGUCCCGCGGGCGGAGGCGGGGGCGGCUCCCGGUUCUCCCGCCGCGGCGGCCGAGGGGAGUUUCCAGGAAGUGGCCAUAUUGGAGCCAUUCAGCCGCAGCCACCCGGGCGCAGCGCGUCCCGCAGCCGGCGCGUCCGCGAAGCUGCCCCGCCGCCCGGCGCGGACCUCGCCAUGGCGGCCACCGAGCUGGAGCGCUUCCCGAAUGCAGAGCCUGAACCUCGGCCCCUCUCCCUGGGUGGCCAUGUUGGCUUCGACAGUCUCCCAGACCAGCUGGUCAGCAAGGCAGUCACUCAGGGCUUCAGCUUCAACAUCCUCUGUGUGGGGGAGACGGGCAUCGGCAAGUCCACCCUGAUGAAUACGCUCUUCAACACCACUUUUGAGACCGAGGAGGCCAGUCACCAUGAGGAGUGUGUGCGUCUGCGGCCUCAGACCUAUGACCUUCAGGAGAGCAAUGUGCACCUCAAACUGACCAUCGUGGACGCUGUGGGCUUUGGGGACCAGAUCAACAAGGAUGAGAGUUACAGGCCCAUCGUCGACUACAUCGACACGCAGUUUGAAAACUAUCUGCAGGAAGAGCUGAAGAUCCGCCGCUCGCUCUUCGACUACCAUGACACGAGAAUCCAUGUAUGCCUCUAUUUCAUCACUCCUACUGGCCACUCCCUCAAGUCCCUGGAUCUGGUGACGAUGAAGAAACUCGACAGCAAGGUGAACAUCAUCCCCAUCAUUGCCAAAGCUGACACCAUUUCCAAGAGUGAGCUCCAUAAGUUCAAGAUCAAGAUCAUGGGCGAGUUGGUCAGCAAUGGGGUUCAGAUCUACCAGUUCCCCACUGACGACGAAGCUGUGGCAGAGAUCAACGCAGUCAUGAAUGCCCACCUGCCCUUUGCCGUAGUAGGCAGCACCGAGGAGGUGAAGGUGGGAAACAAGUUGGUCCGAGCACGGCAGUACCCUUGGGGAGUGGUGCAGGUGGAAAAUGAGAAUCACUGUGACUUCGUGAAGCUGCGGGAGAUGCUGAUCCGUGUGAACAUGGAGGACCUCCGGGAGCAGACCCAUAGCCGCCACUAUGAGCUCUACCGGCGCUGCAAGCUGGAGGAGAUGGGCUUUCAGGACAGUGACGGCGACAGCCAGCCCUUCAGCCUACAGGAGACCUAUGAGACCAAGAGGAAGGAGUUCCUGAGUGAGCUGCAGAGGAAGGAGGAAGAAAUGAGGCAGAUGUUUGUCAAUAAAGUGAAGGAGACCGAGCUGGAGUUGAAGGAGAAGGAGAGGGAGCUCCAUGAGAAGUUUGAGCACCUCAAGAAGAUCCACCAGGAGGAGAAGCGCAAGGUGGAGGAAAAGCGACGUGAGCUGGAGGAGGAAAGCAGCACCUUCACCCGCAGGAAGGCCGCCGUGGAGGCGCUGCAGAACCAGGCCUUGCAUGCCACCUCUCAGCAGCCACUGAGGAAGGACAAGGACCGGAAGAACAGAUCAGAUAUAGGAGCACAACAGUCGGGCAUGAGCCUCUCCAACUCUAAAGUGAUGAUGACCAAGGCCAAUGUGGAACCCUUGAACUGCAGCAGCUGGUGGCCCACCAUGCAGUGCUGCAGCUGCCUUGUCAGGGAUGCGACGUGGAGGGAAGGCUUCCUCUGAGGCUGCAGCUUUUUCACUUGGGGCAGGUCCAGGGCUGUCUCAGCGUGGAACUGGGGACAAUGGUUUUUAAUGUUAGAACAGAACCCCCCCCAUUACUUUUCAUAUAUCCAUGACCAAAAGUGCAAACAAUUUCCAUUUUCAUCAGGGAACCUCGAAUGUUGUCCAACCCUUUUCAUUCCCAUGUGCUGCAUCCCCACCCUCCCAUACCCUCCAGGAGGUCUGAAGGCUUAAGGUUCAUUCUGCUGCCAGGCCAAGCUUCAAUCUUGGAGAAAGGAAAAAAAAAAAAAAAAAGCCAGCUUGGUGCUGUAGUCCCGAUUAGCCUGAAGUACCUAGAUAAUGAUGUUUCUAUUUUGAAAAGUGGAAGCAAAAGGGAUGCAGAUUACUGCAGCAGAAGUUACUGUUUCUACUAGACACAGCCCAAAUUCUGCAAUUUGGCAACAGUGGCCAGUUUUCCUAGUGAAACAGCCUUUAGUGAUUUAAUUCUCCAUGCUUCCUAACAGACCAAAACCCAACUGCAUCAUUUCCCAUUGCAUAAUUUUGCCUUACUAACAGAAUCACAUCCUAAAUGAAGGAUGACCGUCAUUCCCUAACAAAACAAGUACAAUCUCAUAGGAUAUUUUUUAAGUGCCAGAUCAAUAUGGUCUAAAGCCUCAAUAAGGAUGGUGUGUAGGUGAAAAAAAGACAGCUAAGUGAAUGUGUGUAUAGUGUAGCAAAAGAUGACAGCCUUUUAUGUACAGUAUUCAUAGAAUGGAAAGUGAAAUAUUUUUGCAGUGUGUCUUUAAAAGAGAAAUUCACCAUUAUAGUGCCGUCUAACAAAAAAACCUUUGUAAAGUUGUUUCUCUGUUCUUGGGAAAUGGGUGUCCGGUGGGACUGUGUUGGUUUGCAGAUGCAUUUUUCUUUCCGUGUGCAUCUCCUUUCUGCGGUGCGUGUGUGCACGCCGGUGUUCCACUGUCCUGUUAUUCCAAAGGCACAGAUGAGUCUGAGGGAGACUCUGCCAACUCCUCAUACUCACUAUGACCAAGAAUUCCAUCGGUGUCCCAGUAUAGCGGUCCCAGUGCAGUUUGUCCAAAAUAGCCAGCUCCAUCGUUAGCAGCUCAUUUGGGGUAUGCUUAGAGUCAUAGUGCUUUAUGAAGUCUUUUACAUGUGGAAUAACCUGUAAAAAAAUAAUAAAGAGGCCAAAGCCCUAUAUCACACCAUGGUA